Messenger RNA from Cuscuta campestris, 2167 nucleotides. NCBI's taxonomy places the organism in Eukaryota, Viridiplantae, Streptophyta, Magnoliopsida, Solanales, Convolvulaceae. The record is from the annotation of a GenBank genome assembly.
UACAAAAGUGUAGAUAAUUUUGAGAAGAAAUAGUAUUCCCUUUCUCUAUUCCUCAUACACAAGUGGAUGCUCUUUGAAAGCAACCAAGAAUUGAACGGAUCAGAAGUUCGAUCAUGAAUUCAUGAGCAUGGUAUGAGUUUUCUCAAGGAAUUGGUGGAUACCGUAAACUCGAUCUUCCGCUAUCAACAGCAACCGUCUUCUUCUUCUUCUUCUUCGCCGGAAUCUCAUCGAAACCCUGACGGCCGAUCAAUGGACGGCGUCAGCACCGGCAACGAGCGCACGGCUUACAAGCUCAAAAGCUACUUCGAUUUGGCCAAAGAAGAGAUCGCCAAAGCUGUCCGGGCCGAGGAAUGGGGCUUGGCCGAAGAUGCCGUUUCGCACUACCAAAAUGCCCAGAGAGUUCUUGCAGAAGGCAUUUCUACCCCUGUUCCUUCGUACAUCACAUCAAGUGAACUAGAAAAGGCCAAAUCUUUUCGCCAAAAGAUGUCACAGUGGCAGGGCCAGAUUGCAGAGAGAAUCCAAACUUUAAGUCGAAGACCAGGAAUUUCAGGUAGUACAUCUGCUGUAAUCAAGAGUGGCGCUCCUCGGGUCCAGAAUACAUCUGUUUCGCCUACAAGCUCUUAUCUUAGAAAAUCUGCAGUUGAAAAGCCUUCUGGAUCCAAUAAGCACAGGGAUGAUAUUAGGAUCAAAUCUACAAAAGUUGGUAGCUCAAAACCUGUACAAGAGUCCGGUGGUGGAUAUGAUGUAAAGUUGACUGAAAUGAUAAAUUCCGUGAUUGUUGAUAGAAGUCCUUCUGUAAAAUGGGAAGACAUUGCUGGGCUUGAAAAUGCAAAACAAGCUCUGUUGGAAAUGGUAAUACUGCCAACCAAAAGGCGAGAUCUUUUUACAGGACUUAGAAAGCCUGCAAGAGGUCUGCUUCUUUUUGGUCCACCUGGUACCGGCAAGACCAUGCUUGCCAAAGCAGUUGCUUCAGAGUCUCAGGCAACAUUUUUCAAUGUGUCUGCUUCCUCCCUAACAUCAAAGUGGGUGGGAGAGGGCGAAAAGCUUGUUCGGACCCUUUUCACGGUUGCCAUUUCCAGGCAACCAUCAGUAAUUUUCAUGGAUGAGAUUGACAGUAUUAUGUCAACUAGGAUGGCCAAUGAGAAUGAAGCCAGCAGGAGGUUGAAAUCUGAGUUCCUUAUCCAGUUCGAUGGGGUUACAUCUAAUUCAGAUGAUUUGGUAAUUGUUAUUGGUGCGACAAAUAAGCCACAUGAAUUGGAUGAUGCAGUUCUCAGGAGAUUGGUGAAGAGAAUAUAUAUACCUUUGCCAGAUGCAAGUGUUAGAAGACAACUCCUAAAACACAGACUAAAGGGAAAACAGUUUUCUUUGCCCGAUGGAGAUCUCACCAGGCUCGUGAGAGAGACAGAAGGGUAUUCUGGAAGUGACCUUCAGGCCUUGUGUGAGGAAGCUGCAAUGAUGCCAAUCAGAGAGCUUGGUUCUGACAUUCUUAGAGUGAGCGCGAACCAGGUGCGAGGCCUGAGGUAUGCAGACUUUGAGAAGGCAAUGUCUGUGAUCAGGCCUAGCCUCCAAAAAAGCAAGUGGGAAGAACUUGAGCGGUGGAACCGAGAGUUUGGCUCAAACUAAAACUACUUGCAUUGCAUGCCAUUGAGAUGUAACACUUGAAUUCAUUUGUUGUAACCAGCCAAGUAGUGUUCUAAAAAUUGCUAGACGUAUAAGUAAUUCGGCACAUUACGCUUCUUAAUUUAGCAAUCGGGCCGGCCUAAAGCCCGCAUGUUCUUGUGUCGGCCGGGCUAGGGCUGCAAAUGAUCGUGAGUAAUGCGGGACGGGGUGGGCUUGAGCCUAGAAAGUUCUCGUGAUGUAACGUCUCAACCCUACUUGAAACCCGGUCUGGCACGCAUUUUGAUCAGCCAUCGAGAUCUGGCCCUUGUAGCAUCCAUAGGCCAACCGCUGAGCUAUAUCUUACCGGCAAGAGAUAUGAAGUAUUCUUUCCGUCUGUCGUAUAGUAGAUCUUUCAAAAUACCCUUUUUGUUUGUUUGAAAAAGAUCUUUACAUUUUUUUAACAUUUAAAAUACAACAACUAUCUCUUUUUAUUUAUUACACCCCAGUUAAUAUACUCCACUCACUUUCAUUAAUAAAAAAAGUAUUUUAGUAAACUUUUAUCUUUUUU